This is a messenger RNA of Mercenaria mercenaria, 1433 nucleotides long. RefSeq lists its product as uncharacterized. Lineage: Eukaryota; Metazoa; Mollusca; Bivalvia; Venerida; Veneridae. The record is from RefSeq and is a predicted model, not a curated record. Bases 198 to 1289 code for a protein of 363 amino acids. The transcript is spliced from 3 exons.
AUUUUAAGACAUUUUACUACAAAUGUGUCCAGUAAAUAUCAAAAGGAAGCAAACAUUUUUUUUCAACAAAAAGCCGACUGUUUAUAAAUAUAGACAAACAAUACAUUAUUCACUUGUUUCAACGGACUGCGUUUUUGUUUAAUUUGGUGUAUUUGGGUAUAUUUCGGCUUCUUUGGGGUAAAAUCUAGACAGCUGAAAUGGCGAAUUCAGAUGAAAUUGGACUAUCUUCAGAAAAAGUUGUAAACAUGUAUCAAAAAUUAGAUCCAUUGUUAUAUUAUGUAAGGGCAAACUUUCCAGCUAGUGAUUCUUGGGAAUUUCCUGAACUAAUAUACAAAACAUACUUUAUUCCCGACUGUAAAAAAGAUGUUAAAGAAAUCCUGAGAUGUUCAAGGGUUAGGCCUAAGAAAACAGACAGUAGCAGCGAUGACGACGUUGUUGACUUUGAUACAACACCUAUCCAAGAAGCAAUUCAAAGAUUGAAUGACUGCUUAACCGAGGAGAACUGUCAGCAGCUGACUAGAAUAUUUGAGAGGCAAGAUUUAUCUGAAAAUGAGGUCCUUGUUGGAUGUGGUGUGCAUUUGAUCAAGAAAUUAAGUGGAAAUGCAUUUACAAAUACCUACAGAGGAAACCUUACAUGCCCCUGUGGCUGUGGAGAAAAGUUACAGGCUACUGACAUGUGUAUUGGGACAUCCAGUACUUGGUAUGGAGAACUAGAUAUGCUUGCUGAACACAAAUCAACAAAUAUUAUUGUAAAAUCACCAGAUAAUAUAUCAGAUGAUGAAAAUGUGGAGGAUAAUGAGGAAGGGCAAAGUUGUCCCAGAGACUGCACAAACUUUGAAGUGGAAAAGAAUAGUAUAUAUGCUGGGCAUGUGCUGUGCAAAGCAAUAGCUGAAUCAGUCGUGUUUGCAUGGACGGAAUAUAAUCGUCAUCCAGAGAGUCAUUCGUGUAUUCCAAGCAUUUUGAUUUCAAAUGGGAAAUUUGCUGCAUUUAUUUAUAACCCUAUAAAUGAUGAACUCUAUGCAACUGCUGGAUAUCAAAAUCUCAACCCCAAAGACAACCGAUUUUCAGGAAUAUUUUGUUUGUGGGUGUUUUUAAAUCAUCGUCUUUUCUUCCGAAAAGAAACUGAGAAGGAUUUGAGGCGAAUGUGUGGCUUCAGUGAAAGUGUUUCUGAGGAUAAACUAAAACAAUAUGAAUGUCUUAAAGAUUAUUUUAAGCAAGUGAAUGUUCCUAAAGAUGAAAAUGAAAUAUGUCUGUAUCCAAACAUGGAAUGCAUGAAUUGGUACUUGUGAGGAACUUUCAUAUAUACAAUGAGGUUUUCACUUUGAUAUAUUGUAAGGUUGAGGUCUGGUAGAAUGACUUCAAAUUCAUUUUUAUAAACUGGAUUAAAUGCUGGUAAGAAAAUACAAUUUAAAGAUACAUUUAGCAUAAAUAUU